Messenger RNA from Cloeon dipterum, 2688 nucleotides. It is a transcript of the gene Cog4, whose product is annotated as conserved oligomeric Golgi complex subunit 4. The transcript is spliced from 13 exons. NCBI's taxonomy places the organism in Eukaryota, Metazoa, Arthropoda, Insecta, Ephemeroptera, Baetidae. Gene Ontology annotation, biological process: Golgi organization; retrograde vesicle-mediated transport, Golgi to endoplasmic reticulum. The record is from RefSeq and is a predicted model, not a curated record. Gene Ontology annotation, cellular component: COG complex. The coding region runs from base 232 to 2580 and encodes 782 amino acids.
CUAACAUUCUCACACUUCGUUCAGGACUCAGUACUGCUGACCUGCUAAACUCACUGUCCAGAACCCGUCACCCGACACGAUAGCAUAUUUUUUGAAUUUUCAAUAUUUGACCAGAACGCAGGAAAGGUCUUACCGUCCACUUCUGGUCCAAAUUGGCACUUAAUAUAGUCGUUCGUCGGAUCCGCCAACUGAGCAUUGAAGCAAGUUCUUCUGCAAAGAUCUAUCAACGAGAUGGAGUGCAUUGAUUCGAGAGAAAAAAUUGACGAGCUCUACAAAAAACUAACCCAGCAAGAGGAAGAAAAUGAUAAGUAUCUGGAGAGCAUCAUGGCGAGGCAGGUUAACCUGGAAGCGAAACUGAAUAAUAUCACAAAAGCUUUGCCUAACCUGCAAAUCUUGCACAAUGAUGCGGUAAAACUGGCUGACAUGAUCUCUCACACCUCUACCUUGGCUGAGAGCGUCAGCGCUAAAGUCCGACAACUUGAUAUAUCUAGGAGCCGAGUUUCUGAGUGUCAACAGAGGGUGCAGGAUCUUCAGGACUUGAAACUGUGCAAGGAGGGUGUAAAAACAGCCUUGGAAAAUGAAGAGUAUGAAAAGGCUGCUGGGCACAUUCAUAGGUUCUUGGCUAUGGACCAAGCUGCCCUUAAGAAAACCGCGUCUCAUAUGUCUCAAGGUAGAAGUGUAGAGGACUGUUUCACACAACUUGAUUCCGCAACCAAAGAGCUGAGGCUGAUUGUAGCUAAGAAUUUUGAGCAGGCAGCUGCAAAGGAUAACGCUGCUGAUGUAGAGAGAUUCUUCAAAAUUUUUCCUUUACUUGGUGACAAAGCUGAAGGCCUCAAAAGGUUUUCCACUUACUUGGCUGGUAAACUGACUGUUAUGGCGCAGAAAACACUAAAAACCUGUGUGGACACUCCGAUCCACGACAAAAGAGCCCCAGUUGUUUACGCUGACGCCCUUACUCUUUUGUUUGAGGGAAUUGCUAGGGUACUUGAAGCACAUCAGCCAAUUGUUGAAACCUUUUAUGGUCCUGGAAAUUUGCUUGAUGUCAUUGAGAGGCUGCAGCAAGAAUGUGAUAAAGAAAGCAGGAAAAUACUAACGGAGCUAAUCCAAAGGAGAAAUUUAGAUCACAUUGUCAGACAGGUUGAUGAUGCAUCAAGAGGAGGUGCCCCUAUGCACACUGUUGCGUCCUCAGCGUCUUUAGUGUCAAUGACUGCCUCAGCUUCAGUGGGUCAAACUCACCGCAGAGCAGGCUCCACUGGAGGUUCGAUCGAAUCUGACCGAAAAGUGCCUGACCCCAGGGACCUAGAUCCGCUCCUAAACGAACUCUCAAUUGCUCACUCUAGAGCAGAACUCUACAUGAGAUUUUUGAGAAGACGUAUCACGACGGACUUCGAGAGUGGUGAUGAGGAGCAAAAAGAGGCUGGCCUGAAGCAAAUGGAGUUAGUUUUACAGAGGAGUGAUCUCUGCCGCUUAAUGCAAGAGUUGCUGGGCCACUACCUACUUCUUGAGCGGUACUACAUGUCUGAGAGUGUGCGAAAGGCGAUGACCCUGGACACCCUAGAUGGAGAAGAUAGCCAGACCUCAAGCGUACUGGAUGACGUCUUCUACAUCCUGCGCAUGAGCAUCCGCAGGUCAAGCCAGUCAGGCAGCAUGGAUGGCACCUGCGCCGUUAUCAAUGAUGCAUGCACGCUUCUGGAGAUCGACUUCUGCAGCUACCUGCAUAGGCAACUGAAGAAAGGAUACAGCUCAGGCUACCUCGACUUGACAGCGCAGGCUUACAACAUGUGGCAGUCCUCCCUGCAGCAAGGCCGCCUCAACACGUCCACGCAGUCUGAUUCUGACUCGGCAAGAGUCAUGUUCUUGGCUCAUCUUAAUAACGCUGACGCCAGUUUAGAGUUCAUAAAAGUGAUGAUAAGAGGCCUGGAAGAAGAUAUUGUGACUUCAAUUGGUGCCAAAAACCUGACCGCCAAUGAUCAGGCCAAGUUGAGCUCAUGCCUCUCAGGUUUUGGAUCGGUGACCGCUUCCCUGAGGCAUGUAGCUGAAUAUGGUUUACAGCAGUUGAUCGCCAGCGCUGUGAAACCGCGCACUGGACCAUGGGUUGAUGCUUUCAUGCAAGCAAAUCAUCAACUUACAGAGGAGGAAUUUGCUAGCUAUGAAGCAGACGAGCCUUUUGUGCAGAACUUGAUCCAUAAUUUGGAAGGCUUGCUGAGUUCCUUCAAAGCGAAACUUACAUUCGCCAACUAUGAUGCCCUGGUUGGACAUGUUGCGUCGGAAAUCACUACACAAAUGGAGAAAGUCAUAAUGAAGUCGUGCUUCAAUAGACUGGGAGGUCUGGCGCUAGACAAGGAGGUGCGAGGCCUGGCCGGCUACCUGACUGCAGCAACUACUCUGUCAAUCAGAGACAAGUUGGCUCGACUAACGCAGAUUGCUACAGUCUUGAACUUGGAAAAGCCCUCCGAAAUGUCUGAUUACUGGGGCUCCUCCGCGGGGCAUCUUUGGAGGCUUACUGCGUCGGAAGUGCGACAAAUUAUGUUGCUUAGAGUUGACUUUAAGGCAGAAGAAAUCAAGAAAUUGAAGCUGUAAAUUUGGUGAAUUGAGUUGCAUUUUUAAAGUUGUGAUAUAAUAAAGUUAUAAUUUGAUCGUUUUUUAAAAAGGAAAAUUUUUACUAUUUUUUAAAAUAAAACUAUUUAA